AUGACUACAUUAACCAAGUUCGUUUUCCCACCAACCGACGGCUCUAUUCCCCCUUCCUCUAUCAGUGAUUUUCAUCUUGAGCAUAACCCUAGUCAUGUGUUUGCUAUCCUAUAUGACAUCAAUAACUCCUCUCAGACCAACGUCACGUACGAACAAUUUGCCUGCGCAGUUCAUCGUGCUGCCCAUAUCUUGAACCCUAACGGCACUAUUCCUCAAGGAACUAACAUUGGAUUCCUGCUUUCUGCCCAUACAAUUCAAUAUAUUGUAAUGAUUUUUGGGGCUAUGAGAGCAGGCUUAGUCCCAUUUCCUAUGUCUCCACGAACACACGUCUCUGGCAUUGCCCAUCUUCUGAAAUCCACUCAAACGUCGCUAGUAGUUGCCGGGGGUUCUCAGGCCAUCAAUCACAUUAUAUCUCAGCUUCCCAAUAACUUGGCAGAAGUCGACUCCCCAGUUCAAUUUAUAGACCUUCCGUCGUUAGAUCAAGUCUUACCCGAUCUCGGAAGGGCUGGGCGAGAACCUAAACACAAACCCUUUCCUCCUCUGAAAACUAUCUCGGGUGAUACCAUCAUUAGCAUUUUGCAUAGUUCUGGUUCAACAGGCAUGCCAAGGCCCGUCAAAUUUCACCUCGAAGGCUUAUUCAAAAACUUGAUCACGCAGUCAAUUGGGCGAGUGUAUGCGCGGGAAGGAGUCCGAAGCGGAACUAUGGCCCUUCCUACAUUCCACGCAAUGGGCAUGUUUUUCCAAAUUUUCGGUCCAAUUUACGCAGGGUGUACUCAAGUCUUGUUCGCUCCAAGUCACGUUCCUGUGGUACCAACAUCAAACUUAACAAUCAAAGUGGCGACUGCCACAAAUUGCUCACAUAUAGUAUGCAUACCGGCAUUCUUAGAGAUGUGGUCUCAAGAAGAAGCCGCUCUGGCAUAUCUGCGCCAAAUGAAGUGUGUUGUGAGCAUUUUUGAACUUAAUUUACAGAUAGUGGAGACUCAGGAUACACAGCUAUUUGGCGGAGGACCUUUGGCUGACGCGAUAGGGAACAAAGUAGCCGAUCAAGGUGUCCGCUUCCGCUCUUGCUAUGGUGCAACCGAGCUCGGCCUCGUAACAGAAGCAUCGGAAAUAGAUGACUUCAAUGAUUGGAAUUACGUGCAGUUCUCACCACAAGUAGAUGUGCGGUUUAUUCCACAAAAUAAUGGUGACAAUUUGUUUGAACUUGCAUUCGUGGUAUCAGAUGACUAUAAACCUUUCGAGCUCAACUUCGAGAUUGACGGGAGGCCAGCGUAUAAAACCAAGGACCUCGUUAUUCGCCAUCCUCAUAAGCCGGAUCUAUGGAAAGUUGUCGGACGUCUUGACGACCAAAUUAUCCUUCUCAAUGGCGAGAAAACAAAUCCGGGCCCUAUAGGCAAGCUGAGGGCUUAG
This is a messenger RNA of Rhizoctonia solani, 1410 nucleotides long. RefSeq names its product AMP binding enzyme. Lineage: Eukaryota; Fungi; Basidiomycota; Agaricomycetes; Cantharellales; Ceratobasidiaceae. The coding region runs from base 1 to 1410 and encodes 469 amino acids. The transcript has 8 exons. The record is from RefSeq and is a predicted model, not a curated record.